Molecule: messenger RNA, 3291 nt
Organism: Octopus bimaculoides (California two-spot octopus)
Lineage: Eukaryota; Metazoa; Mollusca; Cephalopoda; Octopoda; Octopodidae
Biological process (GO): regulation of transcription by RNA polymerase II
Cellular component (GO): nucleus
Molecular function (GO): DNA-binding transcription activator activity, RNA polymerase II-specific; RNA polymerase II cis-regulatory region sequence-specific DNA binding
Source: RefSeq, a predicted model, not a curated record
UGUAAAUACUGUGUAGCGUCGGCAGUGACGAUUCAUGAAGUUGGAGCACAAAGGAUAUGUUGUUGUUUAACUAUGUAGAGUGUUUAAGGAGAAGAGAAAGGAAGAAGAUAAGACAGAGAAGAGCGGUUUGUUGAGAAAAAUGUUUGCAUCAUGAAAAGAGGAUUUCUAUGCAAAGAUGUCAUUUCCUGAUUUAAAACUAAAAAGAGCUCCCUUGAGAAUUCUAAAAAAUCCUUCAAGGGAGCUGUGAAAGAGAUUCUUUUUCUUUCUGGAAGAUAUAUUCACCAACAAUAAUUAUCCUACUUAAUUUAGGUCUUCAAAGUGGGAAAAUAGUAGCUUGAUGGAAGGCAAAAUGAUUCUUACAGAAGAACCAAUCCACCACUGUGAAAUUUGUAGUAAAAACUUUCUAAGCUCUUGGCACUUGAAUAAGCACAAGCAAUCCCACACUGAUGCAAAACCACACCACUGUGGAGUGUGUGGCAAGUCAUUCACAUUUAAUUGCAACUUGCGAAAGCAUAAAAUGAUUCAUACUGGAGAAAAGCCAUUCAGCUGUGAAAUAUGUGGUAAAGUAUUCACAAACAAAGGUGAUGUAUCCAGGCAUAAAGUUGUUCACACAGGAGAAAGACCAUUCCAGUGUGAGAUUUGUAGUAAAAAAUUCUUACGUAAUUGGCAAUUGAAUGCACAUAAAGUUGCACAUAUGAGACAGAAACCAUACCGUUGUGAAAUUUGUGAUAAUACAUUUAUGUCUAAUACCAACUUAAAGAAACAUAAAAUGAUUCAUACUGGGGAAAAGCCAUUCACUUGUGAAGUUUGUGGAAAAGCAUUUAUAUCUAAUAGUAACUUACGUAUUCAUAGAAUGGUCCAUACAGGGGAACGUCCGUUCAACUGUGAAAUCUGUGGUAAAGCAUUCCCCAGAAGGGGUCAAAUAACCCGGCAUAAAGUGGUUCACACAGGAGACAAACCUUACCAAUGUAUUAUUUGUAAUAAGAGGUUUUCAUCCAAUAGUAGUUUAGCCAUCCAUAAAAUAAUUCAUACAGAAGAGAGUCAAUUUCACUGUGAUGUUUGUGGUAAAACAUUCUCUAGAAAAAAUGAUGUCACUAGACAUGAAAUGGUUCACACUGGAGAAAAGCCAUAUCACUGUGAAACAUGUGGUAAAACAUUCUCAUGUAAAGGUAAUUUAAGAAAACACCAAAUGGUUCACACAGGAGAGAAACCAUACCACUGUGAUAUUUGUGGUAAAACAUUUGCGAGUAAUGGUCAUCUAACGAAACAUAAAGUGGUUCACACAGGAGAGAAACCAUACCACUGUGCGAUUUGUGGUAAAUCAUUCUCACAGAGUGGUUAUUUACGUUUGCAUAAAGUGAUUCAUACCGGAGAGAAACCAUUUGACUGUGAUAUCUGUGAUAAGACAUUUGCUAGAAAGAGUGAAGUAAUUAGUCAUAAAGUCACUCACAGUGGAGAGAGACCUUUCCAGUGUGAUAUUUGUGGGAAAGCCUUUGCUCGGAAGAACACUGUAAGGAUCCAUAAAGUUGUUCACACAGGGGAGAAACCAUUCGACUGUGAUAUCUGUGGGAAAGCAUUUUCAAAUAAAGGUCUGGUGACAAAACACAAACUGAUUCAUACUAAACAGAAAUCCUUGUUAUGAACCUAUGUUUGAACAUUGUCACACAGUAGUGAUAGAAGGGUUUCUUAAAUCAUUCAUACGUUAGAGAAAAUAUGACAUGAUAAGGUUUGGGGUUAUCUAGUAGACUUAAUGGUGUUCUUUAGUUCCUAAUCAACCUUUGAUUUAGUAAAUGUAUUAUCAAAAAUAUUCCAAUCAUACCCACCUCAUCUUUUUAGAGUUAUCUUGGACUACAUUAUAUAUAAUGUGUCCUAUAUUUAUGAUGGUGGAGUUUAAUUUGAGGGAAAUUUGGCUGCAAUUUCAAGCAGUUGUGCAACCAGGUGGAGGCUCUAACAGUUGAUACAUGUGUACAGCCAUAGAUCUAUAGUAAAGUUUGGAAUUCUAAUUCAACUAGUUUGUACUGAAAAGUAUAUCUUGAAAUGUGUGUAGAAGUGAAACAUAGGAUAUUUGAUAUUUUAUCAGCAAUGGACCAACAUGAAAUAGAAAAUCCAUAGCAUGGUUAAGUUUGUAAAAAACAUUCUCUUGAAAUGUUCUCUUUGGAGCAAACAUAGUUCUAAACAUGCUGGAGAAAAAGACUCCCAUUGAGAAAUUUGUGGUGCGUAAUUUCAAAAAUGGAUCACACUGAAGUGAUUGUGAAAUAUGUAGCAAACAUGUCAUAAAUAUAUAAUUAUUGAACAAAAUAAUAAUAAAUCAUUUUGAUGGGAAAAUCAUCAUCAUCGUCGUUGAACAUCCGCUUUCACUGCUGGCAUGGGUUGGAUGGUUUGACUGACGACUGGCAAGCUGGGAGGCUGCACCAGGCUCCAAUCUGAUUUGGCAAGGUUUCUACAGCUGGAUGCCCUUCCUAACACCAACUACUCUGAGAGCAUAAAAGGUGCUUUUUAGGUGACACUGGCAUCGGCCAUGACUACGAUUUCACUUGGUUCUUCACAAGUACAGCAUAUUACCCGACAUUUGAAGGGUGCUUUUGUGUAUGAUUGUUGGAGGGAAUGAAAGUAGUCACAUCAAAUUGAGUUAUAUUUUUGUUUGGUCUUAAAUCAGCAUUGAUCCAACAAAUGAUAAUCACAGGCAUUUCUAACAUGACUCUCUCAUUUUACCCCUGAUAUUGUGUACCCUGGACUACAUGAUUCUAUGUAUCCAUUUUUUAAGAUAGUAGGAUAUGGUUUGAAGGAGAUUUACCUGCUAUUUCUAGCAGGUUGAACAACCACAUAGAAUUAAACUACUUUUAUGUUCUGGAAGGGAUAUUUUUGCUCUAAUGAACUAGCAAGGGAGCCUCUGUGUAGUCACUUGUUGUACUAGAAAUAACAACUAAAUCCUCCUUAAAUCAAACUCUACCAUAAUGAACAAUGUAGUCUAAGAUAUACAAAAAGAUGGGAUGGUCUUGGCUGGAAUGCUAGGUGUUUGGUUAGGGCUGCUCUUGAGCUUAUCAGCAACAACAACAUGAGAACUGAACAGAGAAUAUAUUUUAAGGGAAAAUUGUUAAUCUACUAUAGAGACAAUACUGUACCAUCUUCUGAUGUCCUGGAGGUAAUUUUACACAAAAAUAUGCUAGAAAUGUUACAUAAGUGCGACAAUCUCUUGUGAUAUUUUUCUCCAAUUUAUCAAAAUGAUAAAGUGAGAUUUUUGAUUUUUAAAAGAUAAAUGAAUUUAAUAAAUUUAUAAAAUACUUUGUGAAA